Messenger RNA from Rhinichthys klamathensis goyatoka, 790 nucleotides. RefSeq lists its product as uncharacterized. The record is from RefSeq and is a predicted model, not a curated record. NCBI's taxonomy places the organism in Eukaryota, Metazoa, Chordata, Actinopteri, Cypriniformes, Leuciscidae. The transcript is spliced from 2 exons. The coding region runs from base 326 to 718 and encodes 130 amino acids.
UGCCACAGCUCUCUGUUCACUCUUUGUUUGUUUGCCAGCAGGCUAAAUUUGCUCUCCAUGACAAGUAUAAAAGAACACCAUCUUCUCCUUCCCAUCAAAGAGGAUACUUACAGUUACAGAACUGCCGCGGAUGAUAUAGAAGACUUUAGAUGAACUAAAAAACAGGGGAAUAAGCAAGCAAUGGGAAACUAUCAAGGAAAACAGAAUGACAAGGUUGUGAUUGGUUAAACAGCUUUUUUUUGGAAAAUCAGGUUUAAUAUAGGUCACAAUUUCGGUUAAAUCCAUCUGGAAUCAUCUUCUUCUUUCUAUCAGCAUUGUGGAGAGGAUGAGUAAGUGUAAGAAAGAGUUGAGUGAGAAAGAGAGAGAACGGUUGCUCAUCCGCAGGGCCAGCGGAGCCAACGCCUCUCAGCUGGCUCAUAUGGAGAAGAUGCUGCAAGAAACCAAAGGCCUGCUGGAGAAGAAGACAGAGACAGAGAGCAAAGCAUGUGGUGACACUAUGGUGUCAGAUCUGGAGCAGAAGGUCCAGCGCAGCAAGCGAGACCGCCGUAACUCCCUCCACCGCACACAGCUGCUGGAGAGUCAGAUGAAGACGGUUCGAGGUGAGCUCGUGGGCACGCUGGACCACCUGGAGGAACUGCGCAACAUAUUGCGUCGCUCACAGCAGAAAUCAGAAGAGCGGGAAGCAGCCAUGCAAAAACUUGCUGCAGGGCUGAGGUGAGACAUCACCUGUCCACCUUCAGUUCAUCUCGUCGUGAAGACUUGACGGCACCGCUGUUCAUCUGAAAUAGUU